Molecule: messenger RNA, 828 nt
Organism: Stylonychia lemnae
Lineage: Eukaryota; Ciliophora; Spirotrichea; Sporadotrichida; Oxytrichidae
Source: the annotation of a GenBank genome assembly
AUGGCAGAAUUGAAAUAUAAUAAUCUCAAAAAGUAACUUUCUGGCAAAAUAUUUGCUGAAGGUCAAGAUUAUGGUGAAAAAUAGGAGAAUUCAUCAUAUAAAUUAGCUAAUGAAAUACCCUCAUAAAAUGAAUUAAAAGAUCAAGUGCACUAUCUAUAUUUUUUGCGAUCCCCUCGUGGUUUUUUUGCUUGUUUAGAUAUUUUACUGUGCUGCUAAAUGUAUAAUUUUUGCGAUACAAGUUUGCCAUACUAUCUAGAAGAAGAAUUUAGAUUUAAUCCAAGUAUGAUCAGUUUGGUAUUCGUAGCUUAAAACAUUGCUUUUGUGAUAACUUGCUUUUUCGCUCCGAAGCUGACCCAGAAAUUCAAUAUGAUUUUGUGUAUUGUUAUGGCUCAAGUAAUUUAAGGAAUAGCUGCUCAGCUAAUAGGUCCCAAUUAGAUGAUUCACUUACCAAAGUAAGUCUGGAUCACAGUAUUAGGACUUUUGAUAAAUGGAGGGGCAACAUCAAUGACGAUUAUUACUCCAUAUAAAUAGCUUGAAUUAGCAAUAUUAGAAUAAAAAGGGAAGAAUUUUGAUCAUGAAGCAGUGAAAGAUACUGUCUCUGGAGCUUUUAAUGCUCUAUAUGAUUUUGGGUCUACAACUGGGCCAAUUUUCGGAUACUAUGUUACAGCAGCUACCAAUUUUACAUUCACUUCUAAUCUUUAAGGAUAUAUGUUAUUCAUAGUAGCCUUUCUCUAGCUUUUGUUCUUUUAUAUUCCAGAAAAGUUAAAUGAAAGAAAAAACAAAGUUAUAUAAAUACUAAAGAUACCAGUAAAUUUCAAAAAAAUCUGA